Messenger RNA from Colius striatus (speckled mousebird), 4267 nucleotides. RefSeq names its product protein phosphatase 4 regulatory subunit 3B (gene PPP4R3B). Bases 388 to 2847 code for a protein of 819 amino acids. Gene Ontology annotation, molecular function: protein phosphatase activator activity. Gene Ontology annotation, cellular component: nucleoplasm; protein phosphatase 4 complex. The record is from RefSeq and is a predicted model, not a curated record. Gene Ontology annotation, biological process: protein dephosphorylation; DNA damage response. NCBI's taxonomy places the organism in Eukaryota, Metazoa, Chordata, Aves, Coliiformes, Coliidae. The transcript is spliced from 16 exons.
CUGGCCCGCCCCUCGCUGCCGCCGUCGCGUCGGCGGCCGGGCCGCAGCUGUCGGCCGCCGUAGCCCCUGCGAGGGGAGCCCGUGGCCGGGCUGGGAGGAAGAGAAAGGCGGCGAGAGUCGGGUUCCAAGAUGGCGGCGGCGCUGCGGUAGCUGCUGAGGCGGCGGAGCGGCGCCAGCGGGGGCCCGAGCCGGGGCGCGGCCUCGCUUCCCUCUGUCUCGGCGCCGGGGAGCCAUGAAAAGCGGCGCGUUGGAGGCCCCGCCGUGCCCCUGAGCCGCCCGGCGGCCCCGCUUCCUCUCCUCGUUCCAUCGCCCCCUACCCCCCCCCCCCACUCCCGGAGGCGGAGCGGGCCCGGGGCCGGCGCGGAGGCCCGAGGCCGGGGCUGCACCAUGUCGGACACCCGUCGGCGGGUGAAGGUCUACACCCUCAACGAGGAUCGGCAAUGGGACGACAGGGGCACCGGGCACGUCUCCUCCACCUACGUGGAGCGGCUGAAGGGGAUGUCGCUGCUCGUGCGCGCCGAGUCGGACGGUUCACUACUGUUAGAAUCGAAGAUAAAUCCUAAUACUGCAUAUCAAAAACAGCAGGACACCCUGAUUGUUUGGUCAGAAGCAGAAAACUAUGAUUUAGCACUGAGCUUUCAAGAAAAAGCUGGCUGUGAUGAAAUCUGGGAAAAAAUCUGUCAGGUUCAAGGUAAGGAUCCUUCAGUGGAAGUCACACAGGACCUGAUUGAGUCAGAAGAGGAACACAUAGAAGAAAUGCCUGAAACUAGCCCUUUGAUCGACCUCCCUACUUGUGAACUCAACAAACUUGAAGAGAUUGCUGACCUAGUUACCUCUGUUCUCUCCUCACCCAUCCGUAGGGAAAAGCUGGCGCUGGCCUUGGAGAAUGAAGGCUACAUUAAAAAACUCUUACAGCUUUUCCAAGUCUGUGAGAAUUUAGAGAACACUGAAGGCUUGCAUCAUUUGUAUGAAAUUAUUAGAGGAAUUUUGUUCCUCAACAAAGCAACUCUGUUUGAGGUGAUGUUUUCUGACGAGUGUAUUAUGGAUGUUGUUGGAUGCCUUGAGUACGAUCCUUCUUUGGCUCAGCCCAAACGACACAGAGAGUUCUUGACCAAAACAGCAAAAUUUAAGGAGGUUAUUCCUAUAACAGACUCUGAACUCAGGCAAAAAAUCCACCAGACUUACAGGGUACAGUAUAUUCAGGACAUCAUCUUGCCGACACCGUCUGUUUUUGAAGAGAAUUUUCUUUCUACCCUCACUUCCUUUAUUUUCUUCAACAAAGUUGAGAUUGUCAGUAUGUUACAGGAAGACGAGAAGUUUUUGUCUGAAGUUUUUGCACAGUUAACAGAUGAAGCCACAGAUGAUGACAAACGAUGUGAACUGGUUAACUUUUUCAAGGAAUUCUGUGCAUUUUCUCAGACAUUACAACCUCAGAACAGAGAUGCAUUUUUCAAAACAUUGGCUAAGUUGGGGAUUCUUCCAGCUCUGGAAAUCGUAAUGGGAAUGGAUGACCUGCAAGUCAGAUCUGCUGCUACAGAUAUAUUUUCUUAUCUAGUAGAAUUUAGUCCAUCCAUGGUGCGAGAAUUUGUAAUGCAAGAGGCCCAGCAGAGCGAUGAUGAUAUCCUGCUCAUCAAUGUGGUCAUCGAGCAGAUGAUCUGCGACACGGACCCGGAGCUGGGGGGAGCUGUGCAGUUAAUGGGCCUCCUGCGUACCCUCAUCGACCCAGAGAACAUGCUGGCCACAGCUAAUAAAACAGAAAAGAGUGAGUUCCUCAAUUUCUUCUACAACCAUUGUAUGCAUGUCCUGACUGCCCCGCUUCUGGCUAACACAGCAGAGGAGAAAUGUGAAAAAGAUGCAGUAGUUGGGUCCACUAAGAGUAAUACCAUUUGUCCUGAUAAUUACCAAACAGCACAACUACUGGCCUUAAUUUUGGAGCUGCUUACGUUUUGUGUGGAACACCACACAUAUCACAUCAAGAACUACAUCAUGAACAAAGACUUGCUAAGGAGAGUACUGGUCUUGAUGAAUUCCAAGCACACGUUCCUGGCUUUGUGUGCUCUGCGCUUCAUGAGGAGGAUAAUUGGCCUCAAAGAUGAGUUUUAUAACCGUUACAUCACCAAGGGAAACCUGUUUGAACCAGUUAUAAAUGCUCUGUUGGAUAAUGGAACGAGGUACAACCUGCUCAACUCUGCCGUGAUUGAGCUGUUUGAAUUCAUCAGGGUGGAAGACAUCAAGUCCCUUAUUGCACAUAUAGUUGAAAACUUCUAUAAUGCACUUGAAUCUAUCGAGUAUGUUCAGACUUUCAAGGGGCUGAAGACGAAAUACGAGCAAGAAAAAGACCGACAAAGCCAGAAGCUGAACAGUGUCCCAUCUAUAUUGCGUAGUAAUAGAUUCCGCAGAGAUGCGCGAGCCCUGGAGGAGGAUGAGGAAAUGUGGUUCAAUGAGGACGAGGAGGAAGAAGGGGAAGCUGUUGUGCCUCCAGUGGAGAAGUCGAAGCAGGAGGAUGAUUUUCCAGAUAGCUAUGAAAAGUUUAUGGAAACUAAGAAAGCUAAGGAGAGCGAAGACAAAGAGAAUCUUCCCAAAAGGACUUCAGCUGGGGGAUUCAAAUUCACUUUCUCCCACUCAGCCAGCGCAGCCAACGGUGCCAACGGCGCCAACAGCAAAUCCGUGGCGGCUCAGACGGCGCCGGCCAGUUCCAACGGCGGCUCCUCCAAGAACAGCAGCCUGAGCACGGCCGUCACGGCCACCAAGGGAAGUCUCGUUGGCCUAGUGGAUUAUCCUGAUGACGAAGAUGAGGAUGAAGAGGAGGAGACAUCUCCGAGGAAAAGACCUCGUCUGGGUUCAUAAACCAAACCAAAACCUGGGCAUACAAAAAAAGCCUUGUACUGUGGGGUUUCAAAUGCUGCAGCUGUUUUAAGAGCUAAAAGAGGAUCUGAUGCAGAAAGCUUUUCUCCCACGAGUAUAUCCGAUAAAUCCAAGGAGUAGCAGAAGACGCUCGGUGUGUCAGCUAGAAAGGGUUAGUUCUGUAAACACAAAGCUUCCAAGGAACUGAAUGUCUUUCUAGUCAAGUGCAAGGAGCCUGUCCCUCAGGCUGCCAAAAACACAAAACAUGUACAAAAUUAAAAAAAAGGACAAAAAAAGAAAUAAAAGACAAAAAAAAAACCAAGAAGCCAAAUGGGUUGAGCUCGAGAGACCCGGCUGGGGCAGGGCCGGGCGGCAGCUCCUGCCGCGGCCUCGCAGGGUUUCCCCAGAGCCUCAGAGGAGGCAGGGGACGAGAAAUAAAGACUCAAGCUUCGGUUUCCAACCCGGUGAAUCUCGGUUUUGUAAAUGGUGCUGUCAGUUGUGUUCUUUUAGCAAUGCCUCUUUUUAAACAACACACCCAGGUCUUGGAGGGGAAACUGACUCUGUUUGUUUGCAGAAGGACAGCCCCCAGGUGGGGACCGAUGGGUGCCAGGUGGUUGGAGGGAGGGACGCUGCAGUCAGUGCGUGUUGAGUUCGCUGGGGACUGUUACAACAGGUUUUAGUUGGUCUUUUUCAAGAGGAGAGAAUGGAAGCUGGGUUCCAAGUGAAUGGGUUUGCUCGUUUCGUGGGCGUCCAGGGACGGUGGCUCCUGUGGGGGGCACAGCCCCGGGCACCCCCUUGGGGGAGCAGGGAGCUGUCUGUCCUGGCAGCACAGAGCCCCAUCACCACCAGGUAACAAACACUAACGGCUCCAGCGGCCUUUUAACACCAAAGUCACUUUGGACCAAGAUGAAAUUGUUCCUACCACAGCAGGGGCGUUGGAGGGACGGGCAGCACCCGGCUUGGGGGUCACAGCCAGGCUGCUUUUCAAACAAAUCCAAGCACAUUCCACGUGGCAGGGUGAGCCAACUGCCAGGGCAGGGCCAGGAGGCAGCCACAGGCCAACAGUCCAGGUUUUCUUUUCCAGAGUGAACUGUAAAUAUUUUAAUGUUAGUUUUGCCCAGACGUGAUCCGAGAUCAUGAGGAAGCGAGAGGAAAGCGACGUGUCAGAGACGUCACCCAGGCGAGAGCGGCUGCCAGCCCAGCACGUAGAUCACUUGUAAUAGGUGUUAAGGGUCCAUUUCUCCUGGGAUAGUUUGAACUGAAGCAGUUUCUCUGUUUUGGAGACCCCUCUUGGUUUUUUUCUUCUGUAGUUUAGCUAUUGUUUGGAAAGAGAUGGGCUGUCUGUGUAGAUAUGAACUAUAGUUUUUUUUCCAUAAAACAGAAGUUUAUUUUGUAUUAAAGAUGCCACUGUACUUGUUUGACA